CGCAGCGACAAGAUGGCGGCGGGAGGCAGCGGCGGGCGCGCGUCGUGCCCGCCGGGGGUCGGCCCGGGCGCGGGGGGCGCCCCGGGGCCCAGCGCCAACGCCGCCGCGCCCGCCCCGGGCAACGCGGCCGCCGCCGCCGCUGCCGCCGCCGCCGCCGCUGCCGCCGCCGCCGCCGCCGCCUCCGCGCCCGGGCCGGCCCCCGCCGCCGCCGCCGCCGCCGCCGCCGCGCCGGGCCCCGGGGCGGACGCGCAGGCCGCGGGCGCCGAGCGCGAGGAGGCGGCGGGGGCGCUGCUGCGCGAGCCCGCGUACAACUGGCAGGCGUCGAAGCCCACGGUGCAGGAGCGCUUCGCCUUCCUCUUCAACAACGAGGUGCUGUGCGACGUGCACUUCCUGGUGGGGAAGGGGCUCGGCGCGCAGCGCGUCCCGGCGCACAGGUUCGUGCUGGCCGUGGGCAGCGCCGUCUUUGACGCCAUGUUCAACGGGGGCAUGGCCACCACGUCCACGGAGAUCGAGCUGCCCGACGUCGAGCCCGCCGCCUUCCUGGCGCUGCUCAAGUUCCUGUACUCGGAUGAGGUGCAGAUCGGGCCCGAGACGGUCAUGACCACGCUGUACACGGCCAAGAAGUACGCGGUGCCGGCGCUGGAGGCGCACUGCGUGGACUUCCUCAAGAAGAACCUGAGGGCCGACAACGCCUUCAUGCUGCUCACGCAGGCCCGCCUGUUCGACGAGCCGCAGCUGGCCAGCCUGUGUCUGGAGAGCAUCGACAAGCACACGGCCGACGCCAUCGCCGCCGAGGGCUUCACGGACAUCGACCUGG
This is a messenger RNA of Oryctolagus cuniculus (rabbit), 817 nucleotides long. The record is from RefSeq and is a predicted model, not a curated record. Lineage: Eukaryota; Metazoa; Chordata; Mammalia; Lagomorpha; Leporidae.